This is a messenger RNA of Penicillium longicatenatum, 1224 nucleotides long. RefSeq names its product putative mitochondrial translation release factor (RF-1). The record is from RefSeq and is a predicted model, not a curated record. Gene Ontology annotation, biological process: translational termination. Lineage: Eukaryota; Fungi; Ascomycota; Eurotiomycetes; Eurotiales; Aspergillaceae. The transcript is spliced from 3 exons. Gene Ontology annotation, molecular function: translation release factor activity. Bases 1 to 1224 code for a protein of 407 amino acids.
AUGCAGUCAGUUUCUACGGCCAAGAUUCGGUCUGAAUCAAUUCUUACGAACGACUCCGGUCUAUCUCCGGUGUUGCUAACUCGAGCCCGGUUACUGGCCUCCGAGCAUGCGAAACUUACGGAUCGACUCGCGGAAUCAUUCGAUGCGAAAGUCGCGAAGCGAGCUGGAGAGCUGGCACCGGUCACCUCUGUCUUGAAGGAAUGGGAUCAUGCCAAUGAUUCCAUUGUCGAAUUGAAAUCUCUCCUGGAGGAUCGUCAAACCGAUGAGGAAUUGCGUUCUCUCGCGACGGAGGAUCUGCAGUCAACUAAUGGUGCUUUACCCGCGAUAUCAGAUCGACUGAAGAAGUCGCUAAUUCCUCGGCACCCGUUCGCGGCACUGCCAUGCCUGAUCGAGAUCCGGCCCGGUGCGGGGGGCGAUGAAGCUGGUCUUUUCGCGUAUGAGAUGCUACGCAUGUACAUUUCGUUCUGUUCCCGUCGAGGGCUCCGACCUACGAUUUUGAAACAAGACGUGGAGGAUGGUCCCUCGGAGGAUCGUCUAUCUGAGGCAGUGAUUGAAGUCGAAGCAGAAGGCGCAUAUGAUCUUUUACGAACAGAAUCCGGGGUCCAUCGCGUCCAAAGAGUGCCGGCCACAGAAGCCAAAGGCCGUACCCAUACCAGUGCCGUUAGCGUGAUGGUCUUGCCGAGCUUCCCAGAAACUGGAAGUAGCAUGGAUAAUGCUUUGAACUUUGAAGACCCGACGAGCGACUACUAUAUAGAUCCACAAGAAGUGCGCAUAGAGAAAAUGCGAGCUGGAGGUGCAGGUGGGCAGCAUGUGAACAAGACCGAAUCUGCCAUUCGGUUGACCCAUUUCCCUACUGGCACCGUGGUCUCCAUGCAAGAUGAGCGGUCCCAACAGGCCAACCGCCGGAAAGCCUGGCAGGUCCUACGGGCGAAGAUAGCCGAAGCUCGCCAAGAGGCUCGAGAGCAGGAGCUGGUUGAGCUCCGACGAGGCGUUUUGGGUGGAGUGGCUCGAAUGGGCCGAGGUGACAAAAUCCGAACAUACAAUUUUGGCCAGAGCCGUUGCACAGAUCAUCGUUGUGGUACGACAAUUCACAAUCUGGAUGCUGUUUUGGACGGUGGUGAUGGCUUGGAGACAGUCAUGGAGAACGUGCGGACCUGGAUGGCAGACCGCGAGGUCGAGGCUAUGGUGGCUGAAGAUUUGGCCAAAAACAAACUGAAAAAAUAG